UUGGUGUAGUAAGACGUGCGUUUAGGUUAUAUUUAGUACUGUCAAUGUUUGUAUCAAACAAAUCGUUGUUUUACGCAGUAUUCUGUGAACCAGUGAACUAAAAUUAACUAAAGUGAAAGUGUACAAGGACAUUAAUAGUGUGCAUAAUCUAACGUUUCGCGUUAUUGUUAAAUUACAAUGUAAAUAUUAUUAAAUCGAUGUACUGGAUAUCGCUAAAGUCACAACAAAAGACAAAGUUACCUUUACAAUCAAAUACUAGAAAAAAAAUAAUAUAAAAACAGCCUGUGGUAUAAUGAGUGAACUUUUGUGUUAAAAUAAAAUAAAUAAUUAAAAAAGAAAGUGAUAAAAAUGAAAAACGAUGAGAAAGGAACCGAUUGGGAGAAGGAAAAGUUGGACCCUAAUGGAUGGGUCCGGGCUAGCCUAAGCCAGCAGCAACUGAAUGUGGUCCGGAGAGUGUACCAACAGGAGACUCUCAACAAGGAUGCUGACUAUAAACUACCCGAGAAAACAUUGGGUGAGCGAGUGAAGAAGGUGGUAAGAAACUGUGGCUUCGGGGACUGCCUCUUAAACUCCAUACCUAUAGUAAAAUGGCUGCCCAAGUACAGCUGCCAGAACUUCAUGCUGGGCGACCUGAUCGCCGGCGCCACCACUGCCGUCAUGCACAUACCACAGGGCAUGGCCUAUGCACUCCUGGCUGAAGUGCCUCCCAUAGUGGGACUGUACAUGGCUUUCUUCCCUGUCUUAAUCUAUGUGAUGCUGGGCACCUCACCCCAUGUGUCCAUGGGUACCUUCGCUGUAGCCUGUCUUAUGGCUGGAAAGGUGGUAACACAAUUUUCGACCCCAGAAGCAGUGAUUGCGAAUUCAACGAACGCUAGUAUGAAAGUUUAUUACAUUUCAGUAAUGGGUUUAGGAGCGGAUGAAGAUAUGAUGUAUAGUCCACUAGAGGUCGUGAGCGUCGUUUGUCUAUUGGUGGGGAUAUUCCAGGUCCUAAUGUGGAUGCUCCGUCUCGGCGCAGUAUCUACACUGCUAUCAGAGCCCUUGGUCUCAGGGUUCACGACGGCAGCCUCCUUCCACGUACUGGCCUCACAACUAAAGGACCUCUUUGGAGUGAAACUCGUCAAACUACCUCCUAAUUAUAAAGUUAUCGCUACGUUUAUAGAAGUAUGUAAGAAUCUCCCGAACCUGAACUGGGCGGCGUUUGUGAUAUCUUUCAUCACGUGUCUCAUCAUCGCACUUAACAAUGAAAGACUCAAGCCCUGGGUAAGCAAAAGAUCCCGUGUGCCAGUUCCUAUAGAGUUGUUGGCCAUUGUGAUCGGUACACUAGCCUCAAGGUUCGGACAUCUUCAUGAGACCUACGGCAUCAGUCUCGUUGGAAACAUACCUACUGGCCUGCCCACUCCAACAGUGCCCCCUCUAGAACUUAUGCCGGACAUUGCCAUCGACUGCUUUACAAUCACCAUGGUUACCUACACCAUUUCCAUGUCGAUGGCUCUCAUCUUCGCCUCCAAGGACAAAUAUGAAGUAGAUGCUAACCAAGAAUUAUUGGCGCUGGGUGCCAGCAACAUGUUUGCCUCCUUCUUCUGUUGUUCACCAUUCUGCGCUAGUCUGUCAAGAUCCUACAUUCAAUAUCAGGCGGGUGGCAAAACAGGUAUAACCUCAAUAGUGAGUGCUACGCUGAUCCUGUUCGUGUUGCUAUGGAUCGGUCCAUUCUUCGAGCAGUUGCCGCGCUGUGUGCUCGCCUCCAUCAUCGUCGUCUCACUCAAGGGCAUGUUCAUGCAGAUAUUUGAGCUUAAGAAGUUCUGGAUUCUAAGUAAGCUGGACGCUGUGGUGUGGUUAGUGACAUUCCUGGUCACCUUGUGUAUCAACAUCGAUAUUGGUCUGGGAGCUGGUCUCCUCGCCAGUUUGGGAGCUCUAUUCAUACGUUCGCAGAACCCAUACACCUGUCUUCUAGGAAAAGUGCUGGACACAGACUUGUACCUUGAUAUCAAGAGAUACAGAGCGGCGGAAGAACUCCCCGGCAUCAAAAUCUUCCACUACUGCGGUGGAUUAAACUUCGCUACGAAGAAUUUGUUCCAAAAGAAGCUGUUCCUCAAAAUUGGCUACAUGAAGCCCGCGGAGGUGGCUCACGAUGAGGACAACAACCUCACCAAGAGCGAGUCUUACGAGUGGGAUCCUAAUCUUAGUCAUAGGGUGCAAUGUGUGAUAAUAGAUGUAACGGCUUUGUCUUACGUGGACGGACCUGGCAUCAAGAGUCUAGUGGCGGCGCAAAAAGAAUUGGUUACCAACAACAUCACUGUUCUACUCGCAGGAGCUAACGGUCCAGUAUUAGAAAUGAUAGACAGGUACAACUCAAUAGAAACUGACAUACUACAGAUGGAGACGUUCCCAACAGUGCAUGACGCAGUGUUAUUCUACAAAUAUCUAGAAUCUAAGAAACAAGUCACCGUCACCGUCACCACGUGAGGCUGAAAAACCUUCCCUUAGGGAAUAAAGUAGUCAAAUGUAUACAAAAAAACCAAUGACAUAGACAUUCAGUAAUUUGACAUUGACAUUUAAAUUAUUUUGACAGUUGACAGAUGUCAGAUUACUGAGUGUAAUGUUAAGAGUUGAAUUAUAGUGAUUAUAUAGGUUGUAUAAUAGCGCAAGUGAAAUAGGUCAAUCACGUUCUUCUCCCUUUUUAUUUUUUAAAUUACCCUGGAAUUUUCUUUGUGAUUUUUUUCUGUAAAGUGCACAUUUUUUAUACCUAACUUAUAGUCUGUAUUGUAAGAAUAAGUUAUGGUUAUGGCUAGGCAGAAUGGGAAAAGAGAUUGAAUUAUUUGAAUCGCAAAAAGUCUUCAAAAAUAUUUGCAACUGAAUUUCCGAAUAAUUGUCACAAAUCACAUCGUAAUAUUCUACAAUUAACAACAUGACGAGGAAGUAAAAAAAUAAUUAAAAAAAAACUGUUCUUUUAAUGAGAUCUGUGCCAUUCUGCCAAGAUCCCUUUCAUAUUUUUACACCUGAUAACGCCAUUUUUUAUCUCGGUCCUUGUAAAUCUCCUAGAAUACCUAGUUCCUAUUGUAAAUCCAUUUAUGAAUAAGUAAAGUGCAGUAAGAAAUAUACAGGGUAAAUAUAAAAAUAAAAUAUAAUGAAUACUAGUAAUUAUGAAACUUUUUACACGCUUAUUAUGGAACUACUUAAUUAUGUAAUAAUUUUGUUAAAAAACAAUUGUUUUGAAAUGUAAACUGAAUUGGGGUUAUUUAUAUUUUUAAUAAUAAAUAUGGUGUACUUUAGAAGUGAAGCCAUUAAUGGGGGUUAUAUAUAUAUAUUAAAAUGUAAAAAGAAAUAAUGGAAAAUCAUUGAUGAGGGUUUAUAGGUAAACAAAAAAAUGGUCAAGAUCAAGAACGAUGUAAAACAUUUGGGAAAAAACCAUGUAUAAAAUAACUUUUGAACUUCUUAAAUGGCAAAUGAAUAAAGAAUUUGAAUUUUAUUAAGAUGGCAUUUCAUCAAUGAUUAGUUAAAUUGUAUAAACAUUAUAAGAACGAUCAACUAAAGCUGCCUACGGACUUUUUGUAGUCCCGUUAAAUGUCCACUAACAAAUAUAUAGAGGUAUAUAUAGGAAGCUAGUACUUAAAGUGCUAAUAAAAUGUAAGGGAGUGUUUGUUUCAUAAUGCCUAAUUGAGUUUUUAGCUUAACUGCAACUAUGCAGUUUUUACGGAACUGUAAGAAAUACCACACAACAAAAUUGUGUGGUAUUUCUGAACCUAUACGACCUUCAAACCUCGAACGUUUUCAUUGGGUACUUGCCAACUAGUCAAAUUCAAUACUUUUUUCGAUUUGUCAA
This is a messenger RNA of Spodoptera litura, 3820 nucleotides long. It is a transcript of the gene Prestin, whose product is annotated as solute carrier family 26 member prestin. NCBI's taxonomy places the organism in Eukaryota, Metazoa, Arthropoda, Insecta, Lepidoptera, Noctuidae. The record is from RefSeq and is a predicted model, not a curated record. Gene Ontology annotation, cellular component: membrane. Gene Ontology annotation, biological process: transmembrane transport.